AUGCAUGGGGCUGCGCCUAGUGGUUCUAUCACGCCGGUGGUUGCCUUUUCCUCCUGUGGCGGUGCUCUACAAGUCUCAUGGUCAUCCAAGUAUCAUCCCGAUGUCUGCAAAGAAGGCAACUGUGGCGAACAAUUUCAUCAAAUUUACGAAGCAUAUGAUUUUGUGAUGAGUCAUUUGAGGGAUGUCGAGAACGAUAAUGUGGUGGGGCUCAAUGAGUCGAAGGGAGAUAUGUACGACGUGUAUGAUGAUUGGGAAGAUGAGAUGGGGGGUUAUGAAGCAGGUGCAAAUUACUCUUCCUACUACUCCCCUUUCUACUCCUAUGCUUGA
Messenger RNA from Striga hermonthica, 327 nucleotides. Lineage: Eukaryota; Viridiplantae; Streptophyta; Magnoliopsida; Lamiales; Orobanchaceae. The record is from the annotation of a GenBank genome assembly.